Molecule: messenger RNA, 417 nt
Organism: Monosiga brevicollis MX1
Lineage: Eukaryota; Choanoflagellata; Craspedida; Salpingoecidae
Exons: 4
Coding region: 1-417 (138 amino acids)
Biological process (GO): intracellular zinc ion homeostasis; zinc ion transmembrane transport
Cellular component (GO): membrane
Molecular function (GO): zinc ion transmembrane transporter activity
Source: RefSeq, a predicted model, not a curated record
AUGGCGGUUGCCGGAUAUCUAAACCUGGCUGCUGAUUUUGUGCACAAUUUCACAGAUGGGUUGGCCAUCGGCGCCAGCUUUGCCACCAACUCGGCCCUGGCCUUCACGACUGUGGUGACUAUUCUUUUGCACGAGGUACCCCAUGAGAUUGGUGACUUUGCCAUUCUUAUUCAAUCAGGCUGCUCCAAGAAGAAAGCGAUCUGGCUUCAGCUUACCACCGCCAUCGGUGCACUCCUGGGCACGGUUGCUGGCCUUUUGAGUGCGGAGCUCGGUGGUCUGACUCCUUUCAUCUUGCUGUUUACGGCGGGCGGGUUCAUCUACAUUGCUACCGUAUCCAUUCUACCGGAGCUGCUUGAGGUUCGCGUCAGGGUUCCCUCUGAUCGAUGCCGAAUUGUUCAGACGCCUUGGCGGCACUGA